CAGAAACCUUUCGUGUCUUGUCAGAGCAACCCAUAUCGUCUUUUGAGAGAGACAGUUAAGACCCACAAUGGGUAUAUGAGAUCCGAUUGAGAGAGAGAAGGACUGGCAAAGGGAGCAAUUCUCGUUGGCAUUCUUCUUCGGCUAUUGACGUAUAUACUUCCUGGCUUUGCAUCGCCACCUUCUUGUAACUUGGUCCUACAGCUUUGGAGACAGGACGAGAGACGCAUCAUGUCUGACUAUCUCGCUCGGAAGGCGCUCGCGGAGCAGCUUCAACGGAAGAAAGAGGCCCAAUUUCAAGCUGAGCUCGAAGCGAAGCGCCUAAAGGAUAAGCAAGCUGCGUUGGAAGAGGAGGAGCGUAAAAAGCAGCGAGAACUUCAAAGUAAGGAGCUCCGACGCAAGGAACUGCUCCGUGCCAACGAGGCGAUGGUGAAAGCCAGCGCGUCAAAAGGUCAAGCUGGUCCGUCGAGUCAAGCUGGUCCUUCGAAAGUAUCUGCUUCAUCGUCUCUCGCUCCUUCCAUUGCUGGUAGACCCUCCGCAAGUGAGGCAAAGGAGAUUGAAUAUAAUCCCUUUGCAGAGGACGAAUACCGGCCAAGACCAUUAAGUUUCAGCCUCGAGAAGCCACUCAUCAAGAGACUCGAAGCGAAAAAGGCUGCGAACGACCAAAAGGCCUCAUCGACUUCUCGAGCGAACAGGGGCGGAACAAAGAGUUCUGAUACCAAGAAACGAAAUACAGAGCGUAAAGGUUCGCCUCCGCCUCUCGGUCGUAAGGCCAAAGCCGCACUGGCAUUCGCCCAAUCCGCCAAGGCGUCAAAGUUUGAUAGCGUCUUUUCAGUCAGGUCAAUAGUGGAUAAGGCGGCUUCGCCAUCCAAUUCGCCCAAGUUGGCUUCCGGAUCCUUGCCUCGAUCAGCCGCUACUCCUAGCAAGCUAUCAAAUGGGUCAAGCAAGGUCGCUGCAUCCCACAUCAAUGGAAAUGGCAAAGCGAGGGAAGACCCAUCUUUGAGACCAAAGGCCGAUGGGAUGGGUCGCAACGGACCACGGAAUACCAUUGGAAAGGCUGCCGCCGCGCACCCUUCUCGCAGACGUCGCGAUUCCAACGACUCAACAACGACGUCCGAGGACAGUGAUCGACCUGCGAAACGAACUCGACCGGAUCUAGACAGACCUCGAGGUAAAGAGAGGUUUGGAGGAGGUCACAGCGGGCCAUCCCAAUCUGCAAUAUCUGCAGAAAUCCAAGCUUUGUUCAGGAGGCCAGGCCAAACGAGAAAAGAGUAUGAUGACUACAGUGACGGGUCGAGCGACAUGGAAGCGGGGUUAAGUGAUGUCGAAGAGGAGGAAUUGCAAGCAGCGAGGAUAGCUAGGAGAGAAGAUGAACUUGCGGAGAGGGAAGAAGCUGAGAGACGGAGACGCAAGGAGGAGAUGAAGCGGCAGAAGGGGAGGUGACCUGCUGAGGAUCAAUCUAAUGAGAAUUUGCGCUCUGUCCCCUGUUGUCUCUUUGCGCACAUGCCGAGUAACGAGCCCAUAUAUG
Molecule: messenger RNA, 1525 nt
Organism: Kockovaella imperatae
Lineage: Eukaryota; Fungi; Basidiomycota; Tremellomycetes; Tremellales; Cuniculitremaceae
Exons: 4
Coding region: 229-1440 (403 amino acids)
Source: RefSeq, a predicted model, not a curated record